This is a messenger RNA of Saccoglossus kowalevskii, 486 nucleotides long. Its product is annotated as peptidyl-prolyl cis-trans isomerase-like. Gene Ontology annotation, cellular component: cytoplasm. The record is from RefSeq and is a predicted model, not a curated record. Gene Ontology annotation, molecular function: peptidyl-prolyl cis-trans isomerase activity; cyclosporin A binding. Gene Ontology annotation, biological process: protein peptidyl-prolyl isomerization; protein folding. NCBI's taxonomy places the organism in Eukaryota, Metazoa, Hemichordata, Enteropneusta, Harrimaniidae.
AUGUCGAAUCCACGAUGUUAUUUUGAUAUUUCCAUCGGAAGAAUGGCAGUGGGUCGAAUUAUCUUCGAGCUGCGGGCAGACGUGGUUCCCAAAACUGCGGAAAAUUUUCGAGCCCUUUGUACAGGAGAAAAAGGCUUGACAUAUAAAGGAAGCGCUUUUCAUCGUGUGAUACCAGGUUUUGUUUGCCAAGGAGGCGAUGUUACUGGUGGCUCAGGGGGGAAAAGCAUAUAUGAAGGAGGGAUUUUCGACGACGAAAAUUUCGAAUUAAAACACAUUGGGCCAGGUGUAUUGUCAAUGGCCAAUGUUGGAGCGAACACAAACGGGUCACAGUUUUUCAUUUGCACAAAUAUUCUGGACCAUUUAAAUGACAAACACGUAGUCUUUGGUCACGUGGUGGAAGGCAUGGAUAUUGUACAAGCAAUAGAAAAUGUCGGGUCAGAUACUGGGUGGACGCGAGCUCCGGUUGUGGUUGAAAACUGCGGGGAA